UUUGAUUGGUUGUUCGAUUGUGGUGUCAUUCCUUCAGAAAACAACCAUGGCGGACCAGUUAGGUUGGUCGUUUGGAGCCGAUGGAUUUCCUGACUUAGGAACAGAUUUUCUAGGUUCGAAUUCCUUUGACAAUGGCAGUUUCGAUGACAUAGAUGAUAUUGUGAAGUACAUUUGUCCAGAAAAUGUGACUGAUACAUUUGACACAGUGCCUGAUCCCACCCCAGCAGACAUCCUUCUGCAAGAUGCACAGCUGAACACAGGAGUGAUAGACAUCAAAGAUGAAGUAUCAGACUUUGAGUUAGGAGAGCAACUGCUGAUGUCUCAUGUCCAGCAGCCAUUUCAACAAAACACAAAUCAACAAACUCUAUUUUCAUUUGGUGCAGAAUCUCUUGUUGACCCAGUUCCAGUGAAUAAUACUCCGCCUCCGGCUUUGAACAUACAGUUGAGUAGUGCUCAGCAGUUGCAGCAGGCUGUGUUAAAGCUUCAGGCUGCACAGAGACAAAGCCAGGCUUCACAGCAACAACAGAAACAAGUUCAGUUGUUGCAGUUGCUGCAACAACAUCAGCAGCAAAAGCAUCAACAAAAACAACAGCAGCAACAACAACAACAGCAGCAACAACAGAAAGUGACUUUAACAACAGAUCAAUUAAAACUUUUGUUGUUGGAAUAUCAAAAUAGACAGAACAAUCGUGCACCACAGACCCAAACAGUGCAACAAAAAAGCAGUGGCAUAACUGUGCAGCAGUUACAACAGCUGUCCCAGCUACAAACUCUGCUCAAGAGUGUUGACACCAGCAAUGUUAGCACCCAUCAGCUUCAGUUGCCUGGUGGCCAGUCACCGGUACAAGCCUCCAGCCCGAUCUCCAUCCAGAAUUACAACUCCCCCUCCCCCAUACAGCUUACUUCCUCCCCCACUUACAUCCAGACUCCCACACCCGUACAGAUCCAGUCUAGUCCCAGCCCGGUGGCCACUCCUAUCUCUGUUCUUCAGCAGACUGCCACCAUGACCAAACCCAUCAGCACUGCGGUUCAUUCCAUACAGAAUGUAGUCAACAGCGGCAGCACGUUUGUCACCACAAACAUACCCAUACAGGUUGUUGAAAAUGAGAAACUUCCAAUUAACCGUCUGAGUAGAAAUGAGAUGGGAGGCAGGCCGGUGAAAGGGGAAAAGAAAACUUCUCACAACGCGAUUGAGAAGAGAUACAGACUCAGUAUAAACGACAAAAUCACAGAGCUCAAGGACCUUGUGGCUGGCACAGAAGCCAAGUUGAACAAGUCUGCUAUCCUGCGCAAGGCAAUUGACUACAUCAACUUCAUUAAAGGCCAGAAUGAGCGACUCAAGAGAGAGAACCUGCAACUGAAGAUGGCUGCCAGAAAACAAAACCUUCAGGAGUUGUUGUUACUUUCCAAGGACACCACAGAGGAUCUUGGAUACCUGACUCCACCCUCAUCUGAUAUCAACAGUGACAGUGAGGUGUCGUCUCCUGGUAGCCCGGUCUUUGAGGAAAUGGACUCAUCCGAGAACAGUUUAUCCAACGGGUUUACCAAUAAUGGUAUGGCAGACAAGACCAGGUUUACCCUGUGUGUGUUUAUGCUGGGUGUACUUGCCUUCAACCCGUUUGGAGCCAUCCUGGGCACGGCUGGGAUAGGGGGUGGGGAGUCGUACAGUGGCGGGUUUGCUGGAAGACAGCUACAGGGUGUCGAGGAACUCACUGCUGGCACGUGGUCAGUGUGGAACUCUGGCUUAAUCCCAACCAUGCUUCUCUGGCUGUUUAAUGGACUUGUGGUGGCAUUCGUACUUGCCCGUCUCUUUAUAUUUGGGGAGCCAGUGACAGCCAAGAACAGCGAUGCCUCAACUGCCUACUGGCGACACAGGAAUCAGGCGGAGCAGGACUCAGCUAGGAGUGACUUCUCAGCUGCAGCAAACCAAUGGGGACUUGCCUUGCAAGCCCUCAGACGCCCUUUGCCAACAUCAAAACUAGACCUUGCAGCAAGCCUUGUGUGGCAGACCUUCAGACAAGUCCUGCAUAAGCUUUAUGUGGGUCGCUGGCUGUUCUGUCGGGCGGGGGGCAUCAGGAGACGAACUGUGGACAAGUCCGAUGUGAAGAACUCUGCUAGAGACGCUGCUGUGGCCUACUUCAGGCUUCAUCAGCUGCACCUGGCUGGCUUGAUCCCUGGCAGCGAGAUGUGGGGGUUGAACCUAGGCCUUUGUGCUGUGAACAUGGCUGAGGCAUCCGGCGAGGUCACAUCAGGCAGCGUGAAGGCUGAGAUCUAUAUCUCAACAGCUCUCAGGGUCACAAUGGGCAGAAUGAAGUUACUCGCACGUUACUUCCUGAGCUGUGCCCGGUACACCAUGUCCCACUGCCUUGACCCUAUCCCGGCGAGUAUCCAUUGGCUUUGUCACCCGGAAGGUCACAGAUUCUUUGUGGACCAGGACUGGACUCUGGGCUGCAAGGACAGCAUCUACACCACAUGUCCCUCUGCUGCCGACCCACUAGCUCAGGUGACCCAGCAGUUCCGAGAACACCUGCUUGAGCGGUCUCUAUACUCCCUGAUUACACCCAGCAACCGUAGUCUUGAGGGUGGCUCACAGGCCUCCGAGGUCCUACUGUACACGCAACUCCUGGCUGAGGCCUCCAACCUGGACAAGAAGGAUGGGAAUCGUGGUGUUGGGCUGGAGAUACCAGAACUAGACGAGGCAUCUGCAUGGUGGGCCGGUGUUGUUUCCAUAGCGAUCUAUUGGCUGAUGGGAGAUGAUGAAAAUGCAGAAAGAAGCUAUCCACUUGUUGACUCCUUCCCGAGGAAACUACAAACUUCCGAUGACCCUCUACCAAAAUCAGUGCUCGUGGCCUUCAGAGCAAGGAGGAACCUGCUAAGCUCCAGCCAGAGCUCCAACCAUUACACAAUCAUCCGUCAGUGUGACCGUGCCGGCAAGUUACUGAGAGAGAGCCUUAAACUGUCAUACAGCAGGGAAAAUACACACAUAACACAGGUUUUACAGCUGUUGGUGUGUGACUGGCUACUGGCUACUCGUACAGAGGUCUGGGAGCGGGAACAGAACAGCGGGGAGCGAGAGAAUGCCUCCCAGACAGAGCUGAUUGCCUUCCAACAGGACCUAGCCAGUCUCCGCAAGCUGGCACAGGAUAACAAGGCUGCACUGCACAGGGUAUUUUUACAUGAAGCCACAAGUCGUAUGAUGGCUGGCGCCAACCCAGCCCGUACACAACAGUUGCUGGACAGAAGUAUUAUUCGCAGGCGUAUAUCACAGGAGGAAAAAGAAAUAUCAGAGGAUUCAGACAACGAUACACCCGAUCGUGAACAAGCCACAGCCCUACUGAUGGCAGGCCGACACUUACCGGAGUCACUGAUGGCAGGUCCCGGAGAUAGGGCUACAUUGAUCUCGGAGGCUAGCAGACUUUAUGAGGUUCUGGGAGAUAGGAAGUCAGUACAGAGCUGUCGAAGAUCUCUUAUGUUGCUUGAAGAACAUUCGCAUGUGCAGCAACAGACAACAGUGCAGUGCUAGUGUUUGUCUGUUUAAAGAACAUCGUUGAUCAUUUGAUUGUUUCAUAGUGACUUCCGGCUGUACAGUGUAAGACUGCCUUUGUGUGCAUGAGACAUGGUUGAAUAAGCUUUUUUGCUUGGAAAAAAUAUUAUCUUUCAAAAUCAUAAUGUUACCCUUAUUUACCAUGAAUUGGCAUAAGGGACAGUUUUCUUCUGCCCAUUAAUCCAUGAUUAUAAAUAACACAUAGUUAACAAUUUUAACAAUCCUCACUCCAGAUUUACAAAUAUUGAAUGUAUUUUUUCAUUCAUUUGUUUAGCUAUUUUAUUUUUAUUUUUUUUCCUUCUUUUGCAAUUGUUACUGCGAAGAAAGGUUAAACCUUUCAAUUGAUGCGGAGCUGAAAUUGAAAUUCUGUUUAUUUUCGUUGAUUUUCAUUUCAUGUUUCACUUCAUACAAAAGAUUGCACAUAUUUUAUUUGUUUUAGUUAAGGUAGUAACUUCAUGCAUUCUUUCCAUGUUUUUUUGUAUUUGUUCAUGUUCCGUUUGUUUGUUGUAUUUAUUUGUCUGAGGCAGAUGAAAGUAUGAAUGAUAAUAUGUACAUGUACAUUCUGAAUUAAGGUCUUUGUAAAUAUAUUGUUGUGAAUAAACAUGCAUAGAUUA
This is a messenger RNA of Mya arenaria, 4158 nucleotides long. Its product is annotated as sterol regulatory element-binding protein 1-like. Lineage: Eukaryota; Metazoa; Mollusca; Bivalvia; Myida; Myidae. The coding region runs from base 47 to 3523 and encodes 1158 amino acids. The record is from RefSeq and is a predicted model, not a curated record. Gene Ontology annotation, biological process: regulation of transcription by RNA polymerase II. The transcript is spliced from 17 exons. Gene Ontology annotation, cellular component: nucleus. Gene Ontology annotation, molecular function: protein dimerization activity; DNA-binding transcription factor activity, RNA polymerase II-specific; RNA polymerase II cis-regulatory region sequence-specific DNA binding.